AUGAUGUUGGGGAAGGUCGCAGUCUGUGGGGUCAUCCUGUUUUGUCUUCUGUGGACAGAAGAGUCCGAGGCUGGAUCCAGCUUUCUAAGUCCGGCAGAUAUGCAGAAAAAUGCGGGCAAGAAACCCCCCAAAAAGCUGAUUUACAACAACAUGAACCGCAGAGGGGUGGGAGAAGACCCCUGGGACAGUCUUGCGGAUGAGCGGCCUGAAGAUCAGAGAGAGAUCGGGGUCAAAAUUCCCUUGGACAUUAAUCUGAUAAUGACGCAGGAACAGUUCCAGCAGCAGAAAGCCGCCAUACAGGACAUGGUGUUUGGGUUCCUGUCUCUCGCUUCCUCUCACGAUAUAGAGGAAACGGAUGAAUAG
Messenger RNA from Pseudophryne corroboree (corroboree frog), 363 nucleotides. Its product is annotated as ghrelin-like. Gene Ontology annotation, biological process: negative regulation of inflammatory response; gastric acid secretion; positive regulation of growth hormone secretion. Gene Ontology annotation, cellular component: extracellular region. Bases 1 to 363 code for a protein of 120 amino acids. The record is from RefSeq and is a predicted model, not a curated record. Gene Ontology annotation, molecular function: growth hormone-releasing hormone activity; ghrelin receptor binding. NCBI's taxonomy places the organism in Eukaryota, Metazoa, Chordata, Amphibia, Anura, Myobatrachidae. The transcript has 4 exons.